AUGGCAUACCAGCCUUUGAGCACCUCCAGCAAGAACCCUUCCCAAGCGAUCUACCUUUACACCCCACCGCUUCGACAUGACCCGGUGAAUGGUAAUCUCAAGAAUAAUAUCAACAUGUUCGCCCACUGGGCGGUAUGCAUCCAAGGCGUCUGUUACGAGUUGACAGGAGAACACGAGGGCUAUCAAUGGAAACUGGAGCAGGAUUGGAGAAGAACAAGGCAGCUCCAGGAUCAGCAGCCACAACAUGUGGGCUAUAUGACCAUGCCAUAUACGCCGGCGAUAAUUCACAAAGUGGCUUCUCAAGUAUGGAAUAAGACUUUCCAACGGAAAUAUAUUUACGACGAGCAAAACUGCCAGGCGUUCGUCCGUUACCUCCUCGACCUAAUCGCAGACCCAGAAACCAAAGCCAAUCUCCCGCAAUUCUUCGACAAAUGGGUCAAAACCGUGGGCGUCACUCGAGAUGUCACCCUUCUCGGCAUCGUCGGAGCAGCGUCUCUCAUAGGUGUAGGUUUGGUAACCGCCGCGGUGGAUAUGGGGUCGACCGCUACUGCGGGGUUCGCUUUAACAGGCCAGAUGGCGUGCAGUUCACUUGCAGCUGUGUUCCAUAUGAGAGACAGGAAAGCAAAACAUAUCAAAAAAGCACAAAAGGAGAUAGCGGAGGAACUAGAUCGGAACAUCAUACAGGUUAAUGGUUGA
Messenger RNA from Endocarpon pusillum Z07020, 696 nucleotides. RefSeq lists its product as uncharacterized. The transcript has 2 exons. The record is from RefSeq and is a predicted model, not a curated record. NCBI's taxonomy places the organism in Eukaryota, Fungi, Ascomycota, Eurotiomycetes, Verrucariales, Verrucariaceae. Bases 1 to 696 code for a protein of 231 amino acids.